GGAGUCGAGGCUGGCAUGAAUGAUGGGCGUGAUCGGUCAAUGAUUGCUCAUUAUUUUUGUUUACACGACGACCGCAAACGUAAACGGAGAAGUUUGCAAAUUGCAUAGUGUUUUUGAUACAUUUCCAGUGUUUUGGAAAUACCUAGUGCUGGUACAUACAUGCAGUUGCAUCCAUCGAUCUUUCGCAAGUUAAUACCAAAAAUAAAAAAAAGUAAUUUUGUGGUGACUUGGUAAGACAACUGCUACCAUGGCAGACAACGGCAAUGUCCCAAUGAUGAAGCGUUCAACCUACGAUGAAGAUGAUCAAACGUCAGCCGGUAAACGACAACGGAAGAUCGUGAGGGUCUGGUGUGAUGGAUGCUAUGAUCUUGUUCAUUUCGGGCACGCCAACUCCCUCCGCCAGGCCAAACAAAUGGGAGACUAUCUUAUCGUCGGUGUUCACUCAGACGCUGAAAUUAUGGAGCAUAAAGGUCCACCGGUCAUCAACGAGAAGGAACGCUACGCCAUGGUGCGCGCAAUCAAAUGGGUGGACGAGGUCAUAGAGGGCGCCCCCUAUGUUACUGAAAUCGAAACGCUGGACAAGUACAACUGCGACUUCUGCGUUCAUGGAAAUGACAUUACGCUAGAUGUAGAUGGAAACGACACGUAUCGCAAAGUGAAAGCCGCAGGAAGAUACAAGGAAUGUCAAAGAACAGCUGGAGUCUCAACCACAGACCUUGUUGGCAGAAUGCUGCUUAUGACGAAAACACAUCAUAUGAUAGGUCAUGACGUUCCGUCACGUAGUAGUGGCGAUAAUCCUAGCAUCAACAUCUUGCAGUGCUCUGUAGCUCUAGGGAGUGAAAUUUCUUUGGGAAAACUAAAGCAAAAAAGUUGUUCGAGCAUGAGCAGUCCCUACACGGGCGUGUCUCAAUUCCUCCCCACCACGCGUAAGAUCAUCCAGUUUGCCGGGGGUAAGGAGCCCGCCCCAGGAGACACCAUUGUCUACUGUCCUGGUGCCUUCGACCUCUUCCACGCGGGCCAUGCGGCGUUCUUGCGGGAGGCUAGGAAAAUGGGAGACUUCCUGAUAGUCGGCCUGCAUACAGACAAGGAGGUGAAUCGAUAUGAUGGAGGCAACUACCCUAUCAUGAACCUACAUGAGAGAACGCUCAGUGUACUAGCAUGCAGGUAUGUUGAUGAGGUUGUCAUCGGUGCCCCGCCAGAGAUUACCGGUGAUCUCCUGGAUCAUUUCAAGGUCAACGUGGUCGUUCAGGGCAUGACGCACAUACAACCCGUGGCUGAUGGCGUUGAUCCAUAUGAGGAGCCAAAGAAACGUGGAACACUGAAGUUAAUAGACUCCAAAAGUGACUUGUCAACAGCUAAAAUUGUUGCUCGCAUCAUCGAAAACAGGAUUCGCUUCCAACAGCGCAAUAAGAAGAAGCAGGAGAAAGAACUGCGCAUGAUCCAACUGCUGGAGAGGCGCCGAUCGGAAGACGUAGAGAGGAGGAAAUCGGAGGAACUACAGAGGCACAAGACAGAGGCGAGAGAGCAGGGCAGACAGGAUACAGUGGAGGAGGUCUUUGAAUAGAGGGGGGGUUGACAAAAUUAUGCCAGAGAUUUAAACCAGUUCGCGUUGGAUGACGUGUUAACACGAUCUGGCUGUGUCUAUACACAGGCACGGCUGACGGUUUAAAACUUCAAGCAUACCUUGAUUCGUCUCCGGAUGACAUCUUAACAUGCUAAUCCCCAAGUUGUUUUUCAAACACACAAAGUCCGAGAAGCCUGUGGAUGCGGACCGUGUGUUGUACUUGAACUUGGCCGCUGUGCACUGCCUGUUGUACAACGUACGGUCCAUGGGAACACCCUGGAGUGUUGAAAAAAAUAUGAGGUUGCGGUAAGAAAUACAGUACAAUUUAUACCAUUGAAAUGAUUUUGAAUCAGUGUUUGUGGAGUUUAGCUGUAUAUAUCGAACGUUGGCUGCUGUGUGUCUUGCCUUUUUCCAAAAUCAAAAUUUUCGGCAAAAAUAAUCCUGGCGCGAACUGGUUAAUGAAGUGCAUGUCAAUAUAAAUGUUUUAACACAUCAGCACCUGUAUGUACAAUGUAUUAUAAUGUGUUUAUUCACUAAAAAAUAUUUAAAAAAUAGAGUGCUCAAGCUUUUUGGGACACUACAGUGACUAAAGGGUCAAGUGGUAUAAGCAACAACAUUGUCAAAAUUUGGAUUGCUGCAGUUGUUAUCAACCAUGCAACUCUGCCUCGGAUCCGCUGAUUUCCUCGUUUUAAUCCCAUUUCUGCCACUCAAAAUUGAAAAAACACCGUACAAAGUCUUCUGAUUUUUGCAAUUUCCUUUUGUGAAUUUGCAGUUGACUGCCUGUCGUUUGGAUUGAAUCAAGAGUCUAGUGAAUCAAAUUAUCUAAAUAUUUCAAUACUAAACACCCGAGACUGUUCACUGGCUGUGCAUUUAAUAUAAAUCCUUACUAAAUAGCGCCACGUUGAAAUGUCAUCAUGCUCAUGUAAGGAUUGAUUCUAAAAAAAAGAAUUCAAAAAUGUAAGCUAAGUGUUAAAUAAUUACUUAUAAUAUUCGUGCUGACUUCCUAUUUAUCUGUGUCAAGUUGGAAAGCAUUUGAACUUCAAACGUAAAAGUUAUAGCAAAAAUACUAUUUUUGACCAAAACUGGGCAAAAUAAUUUGAAAAAAAUGUUGUCAUAAGAUUAAUGUGCAAUUUGAGCCAGUGUGAACAACCAGUUUCAGAUUCAGCGCUAUCGAAUUAGUAAAGUUGACCUUAUUCCAAGUUGACACCAAAAGUUAAGACGAACCGCAACUUCCAGACCUGAUACAGAUUUUGGCCAAAAAAAACUGAGGGAAAACCCAAGAUACUAUGGGAAACUUACUAUGGGAAACUUACUAUGGGAAACCUACAACAUCAGGUAUGGAGUGCAAGACUUUGUCCACGUGUUGGCCCGGUUUAGAGUAGAACCUUCAUCACAGAAGUGGCUGUAUGAUAGCUUUUUAAUCAGUUUUAAACGGUAAAUAUGGUGAAAUGUUAAGGUUUUGUUUUAGUUGAAGCAAAUUGUGUUCCGAUAAAUUAUUACAUUUAAGCGAAGUGUUCAAUUUGAUAGUGAACAAUAGCAGCUGAAAGAACUAGUCUGGUAACUUGAUGAGUAUCUGCAUUUAUGCUAAGGCCAUGAGCAGGUCUACCAGACUUAACUAAUCAUCAUGUGCAAUUUUAUGCUCAUGUGUUUAUUUACUUUUUAUCGCAAGGUGUUGGGGUUGAAUAUAAAAUUUGUUAUCAAGUAAUCACAAAAGUUAAUCAGUCUAAAGACAAGCAAUUAUAAUACUAAUACAUUGUAUUAAUACUUAUUAGAGCCUGCCUUAAUUCAUAUCGGAACGAGUUCCGGACAAGUUGCGGGUAGUAUCAUUCACCUUGUCCAGAAAAAGCUCUGCAUUUGGCCCGGACAUGUUCUGAUGAAAUUUUCUUCAGCAACUGCUUGACUCACCAAUACUGAUAACUUCAUUGCGGGAAGAUUGCGGGAAGUUGUUCCGAAUCCUGCAACUUAUACCCGAUACAAUGUCCGCAACAUGCCCAGGAUUCGUGCCAGAUAUUAAUUGAGACAGGCCUUAUGUGUGCUUCAAUUUUUGGGAGAUCUUUAUAAGAAAAUUUGGUUGACGGUAACUUAAACUUUUUAUUAAAUUCUUCCGAGAUACUAUCCAUCAGAAUUAUAUGUUUGAAUGGCCAACACUUUGUCUUUCUGAAAGAUAAAAUAAUACUUGCUUUUAUAAAGCCCUAGGUUAUCAGCAGUGUAUCAUUGCUUUAAAACCUGAAUCAAUUUAAGAAUUGUAGCGCAAUGUUGUUUAUAGUUAAUAUUUUUAUUACACAUUAGAGGUGGCAGUGUAUUGCAUAUAGGUGUUCUCAGUUGUCAGUCUUAAAAUGCAACCCUUUAUCAUGCAAUUUUAAUGGUUUUUGUAAAUUGUGCAUAGCUCUUUGAAUAAAAGAAGAUUAAAUCAUCAAAUAGAUAAUAA
Patiria miniata (bat star) is the source of this 3992-nucleotide messenger RNA. RefSeq names its product ethanolamine-phosphate cytidylyltransferase-like (gene pcyt2). Lineage: Eukaryota; Metazoa; Echinodermata; Asteroidea; Valvatida; Asterinidae. The record is from RefSeq and is a predicted model, not a curated record. Gene Ontology annotation, cellular component: cytoplasm. The transcript has 14 exons. Gene Ontology annotation, biological process: phosphatidylethanolamine biosynthetic process. Gene Ontology annotation, molecular function: ethanolamine-phosphate cytidylyltransferase activity. Bases 248 to 1564 code for a protein of 438 amino acids.